AUGCCCAAAAUUGGUGUUGGCGACCCAAGCCCGAACAUACCGAGAUCGAGGCUCAAAGAGCCAUCGUCUCGAAGGGGCAUAUUAGGGAUAAAUAUCCCACAUCGGAAGUUGGAAGGGAUCUCAAUGAUGUCUUCAAGCAUAUCUUCCACAACUCUGCAGAGCUGGAGAGAACGUUCUCCUUCUUCCUAUACACUUAAGAUCCAAAACUUUUCUCAGUUCCUGAAAUCAACUCCCACCUCUGAUGACAAAUAUCAAUCCGGUCUUUUCUCCUCUGGUGGAUACAAAUGGAGAAUGAUCGUAUACCCAAAAGGGAACGACAAGGACAGUGGAAACGGGUUUAUUUCCAUGUAUCUGGAAAUAGAUCGCACAAGCCUCAUGUCAACACCACCAAGCGAGGUGUUUGCAGAUCUCCGAUUUCUAGUCUAUAACAAAAAGGAAAACAAGUACUUUACUAUUCAAGAUGUGGAGUCGAAGCCGUUCAACACAUUAAGAACGAUAUGGGGAUUGCCACAAGUGCUUCAACUUGAUACACUCAAAGACCCUGAAAAUGGGUAUAUCUUUGAAGGAGAUCAGUGUGAGUUUGGUGUUGAUGUCAUUGUUGCUCCACCCCCUACCAAAUGGGAACAAAUAUUUUUUAAUGAAAGACCCUCUAAUGCCAAGUUCUCUUGGACUGUUAAGAACUUCUUUGAGGUGAAAGAGGACCCUCUCUCAUCAAACAUUUUUUCAAUGGGAGGAAGGAAUUGGGUUUUAAAGUUAUAUAUUAAGGGCGAAACCAGAAGAGAUGGUAAAUGGUUAUCCACUUUUCUGUUUCUAGCUGGUAGUGAGACAAUGAAGGAAGAUGAGAAGAUUUAUACGCGAGCUCAUUUACGAGUACUUGACCCAUUUGGAAACAAUGACAUCACCAAGGAACUUUUAUGUUGGCACAACAAUUCAAAAUCAGGUUGGGGACGCCCUCAUUUUAUGUCUAUAGCUGAACUUCGGGAGGCUUACUUGGACAAGGAGGGCACUUUGAGUGUCGAGAUCGAACUUGAAGUUGUUUCCACCACCAAUUUCUAUCCCAUCAUCUAA
Microthlaspi erraticum is the source of this 1068-nucleotide messenger RNA. The record is from the annotation of a GenBank genome assembly. Lineage: Eukaryota; Viridiplantae; Streptophyta; Magnoliopsida; Brassicales; Brassicaceae.